AUGCCGAACGUGUCGCGAAAUACAACGCUCUCCAACGCGCCCUCCGCUCCGAACCCCACGGCCUCCCCUUCCACCAAACCGCAACCCGCAACAGCAACCCCGCCGCCUCGUGUAGCAUUCAUCUCAGGCCAUAUCGAAAUUACGCCUGGUCAGUUCUCGGCGAACUACGCCGGCGCUCUGGACGCUGCAAUACGCCGCGGCGAUGCAUUCGCCCCGUCCAACGCCGGCGGUGUGGACACGCUUGCCCUCGCAUACCUUCGCACCCACCGCGUCUCCCCCUCCCGCAUCACGAUAUAUUUGCAUAGGCCUCGACCCAAUCGCAAACUCAACGCCACCCAAGACCGUAUAAACAAAAUGAGAUUGGGGCCAGAGGUCGAGGAGAAGUACCGCAAGCAGGGUUACAACAUAAGGGUCAUUCAGGGCUAUCACACUGAGCGGGACGCUGCAAUGACCGAGGCCAGCGACUACGAUAUACUGUGGGUGCGAGGCGACGCGGAGACAGCUGCCCUAUAUGGCAGCAAGUAUCGGCCGGGACGAAUCAGCGGCACGCAGAAGAAUAGGGAUAGGAGGCUAUUGAAGGACAAGAGAACAGGUACGCCGAGCGUCACCUAA
Trematosphaeria pertusa is the source of this 612-nucleotide messenger RNA. RefSeq lists its product as uncharacterized. The record is from RefSeq and is a predicted model, not a curated record. Bases 1 to 612 code for a protein of 203 amino acids. NCBI's taxonomy places the organism in Eukaryota, Fungi, Ascomycota, Dothideomycetes, Pleosporales, Trematosphaeriaceae. The transcript has a single exon.